This is a messenger RNA of Talpa occidentalis (Iberian mole), 4217 nucleotides long. RefSeq names its product cysteine rich secretory protein LCCL domain containing 2 (gene CRISPLD2). The coding region runs from base 172 to 1662 and encodes 496 amino acids. NCBI's taxonomy places the organism in Eukaryota, Metazoa, Chordata, Mammalia, Eulipotyphla, Talpidae. The record is from RefSeq and is a predicted model, not a curated record. The transcript is spliced from 15 exons. Gene Ontology annotation, cellular component: extracellular region.
CGGCCCCGACCCACUCAGUUCCUGGGCCGCUCGGGUGUCUGGAGUUGCGCGACCCACCGGCCCUCGGUGUGUGCCGCCGCGGUCGCCUCUUGACUCCGGAGAGCCCCGGUGAGCUGCAGAGUGCCCAGCCCAGAGCUUAUCAGUCACCCCAGAUCUCGCUGUGUGGGAGCCAUGAGCAGUGUCCUGAGCGGCGUCCUCCCUCUGGGCCUGGUGCUGCUGGUCUGCGCCACCCAGGGCUUCUUCCUGCCCAACACCACUCGCCUGGAGAAGCUGCUCAGCCGAUACCGACAGGACGAGCCUCACGCCAGGGCGCGGAGGGCCAUCCCUAGGUCGGACCGGGAGGAGAUCCUCAUGCUUCACAACAAGCUGAGGGGCCAGGUGUACCCCCCGGCCUCCAAUAUGGAGCACAUGAGUUGGGAUGAAGAGCUGGAGAAGUCAGCCACGGCCUGGGCCCAAGAGUGCCUCUGGGAGCACGGGCCUACCAGUCUGCUGGUGUCCCUCGGGCAGAAUCUGGCUGUCCACUGGGGCAGGUACCGCUCCCCUGGAUUCCACGUGCAGUCUUGGUACGACGAGGUGAAGGACUACACCUACCCCUAUCCCCAUGAGUGCAACCCCUGGUGUCCAGAGAGGUGCUCUGGGGCCAUGUGCACCCACUACACACAGAUAGUUUGGGCCACCACCACCAAGGUCGGCUGUGCUGUCAACACCUGCCGGAGGAUGAAUGUCUGGGGAGAUAUUUGGGAGAACGCUGUCUACCUCGUCUGCAAUUACUCUCCAAAGGGGAACUGGAUUGGAGAAGCCCCCUACAAAACCGGCCGGCCCUGCUCUGAGUGCCCGCCCAGCUAUGGAGGCAGCUGCAAGAACAACUUGUGCUACCGAGAGACUUAUGACCCAAAACCUGAAGCAGAUGAGAUGAACGAGGUGGAGGUGGCACCUGGCCCCGAGGAGAAACUCGUCUGGGUGCAGCCGAGGGUGAGCAGACCCUCGCAGCCCAAGAAAACCCCGGCCGUGAACUACAUGACUCAAGCCAUCAGGUGUGACACCAAGAUGAAGGACAAGUGCAGAGGCUCCACGUGCAACAGGUACCAGUGUCCAGCAGGCUGCCUGAAGAGCAAGGCGAAGAUUUUUGGAACACUCUUCUAUGAAAGUGCGUCCAGCAUCUGCCGCGCUGCCAUUCACUAUGGGAUCCUGGAUGACAAAGGGGGCCUGGUGGACAUCACCCGCAACGGGAAGGUCCCCUUUUUUGUUAAGUCGGAGAGAAAUGGCGUGCAUUCUUUGAGCAAAUACAAGGCUUCCAGCUCAUUCAUGGUGUCCAAAGUAAAAGAGCAGGACCUGGACUGCUACACCACGGUCGCUCAGCUCUGCCCGUUUGAGAAGUCGGGGACCCACUGCCCGAGAGUUCAUUGUCCGGCGCUCUGCAAAGAUGAGCCAUCCUACUGGGCUCCUCUGUUUGGAACCAACAUCUAUGCAGACAGUUCUAGCAUCUGUAAGGCCGCUGUGCACGCAGGCAUCGUCAGCAACGAGAGCGGGGGCUACGUAGACGUGAUGCCGGUGGAUAAAAAGAAGACCUAUGUGGGCUCACUGAGAAACGGCAUUCAGUCUGAAAGCUUGAGGACCCCUCGAGACGGGAAGGCCUUCCGGAUCUUUGCGGUCAGACAGUGAAUCCUGGUGUCGGGGAGCAGGGGUGUGUUCCAGAGGGCUUCGGGGUUUUGCUUUUUGUUUGUAUCUUGUCACUUGGGGGUGGGCUGGGCACACGGAGAGCACCUUCCUUUGAGCGGCGCUCAGUGUCACCUCCUCUGUGCCUUUGUCUUGUGUCCGCACUGUGGAGCAACAGCCUCCUCCGGGGCCUGACCUGACAACCGAGGGCCAGUCCCGCUGGGGCCUGGGGUCUCCCCCUGCGGCCGCUACUUCACAACCACGGGGUGUUCCUCCCAUGUGUUCCUUUAUGGGUGCAGGGAUGGCCGCAGACCUGCAGGGCCGAGGACGGGAACCCGUGUCUGGGCACUCAGGUGCGGGAGGGGCAUUCUGAGCAACUGCGGGGUUGGGGGGGCGGUCAGGAAGGGGACAGAGGUUGCUAUUUAAACAAUUAGAACACCCCCGUCCAUCCCGACUAAUGGGGGAAAAUUGGCUUAAUGUUUGCUGGUCAGACAAAUGGGCCAAACAAGGGGGCUGGGGAGGAGGGCUCAAGGACCUGUCCUUGCUGGUGUCCUGCCCCGUGCAGGCUGGUCACCUCCACAGCAGAGCUGCUUGUUUAGAGUUCAGCGCUCAUUCCAGAGACUUCGCUCAUCUUUGUCCUUCCCUUUGUCCAUCAUAUUGCCCGUCCAUGUAGGCCGUGACCUUUGGUCUUGAGGACUAACGGGCAGGACCCUUUCUCGCUCCCCACCCAGUGGCUCCGCGCCAUCCCCGGACACCCUGACAGUCCAGUCUCAUACAGGGUCUCUGCUUGGCAAGUGGUUCUGUUUGAAGCCCACUUAAAACAAAACAAAACAAAACAAAACUCCUGGUCUCUGUUGGUUCCACUGGGAUGUCUAAGAACAGCCCAAGCAGGGCUGUUUGGUGGCUGGUUUUCAAAGUCAAAUCUUAAAGUGGAGCUUCUCCAGCCCCCAGCAAGCUGCUUUGUGCAGGGGCGGGAUGGCUCCUCAGCGCAUUCCUCCCAGAGGGUAAUGGCUCUGGAGAGAGGCUCAGUCUGUGGUUAUGCAACUGGAGUCAGGAAGACACGAGGAGGCUUUUUCUUCCUGUUUUUGUGCAGCCAGUCUCGCCACAUGUUCUCCCGGCUUCAGUGCGAGGAGCAUGGCACUCUUGGGCAUCCGUCACCUUAUAAAAGCGCUUCAUAAGCCCAGAGCAAAAGCCAGCAGUGAAAUGGCAGCCCCUUUGGUAAAUUGCCUUUCUCUGCCGGAGGUGCCUCCAGGCUGGUCAGUCUAUCUGCUUUGUGAACGCCAGUUUCAAAUAGGAUUUCACUCUCCCUGAAAAUAUUUUGAAGGCAGAGGUAAUAGCAGAAAGUUUCAAAAACCAAGAUGGUUUAGACGAGGAACGCUGCUUGAGGAGUGAUUGAGUGUCGUCGUUGAGUGCAUCCCUGAUCAAUGCAGAAACUGAAGGGAAGUAGCUCCUCGCAACAGGCCCUUUUAGGGAGUCAAUAAAAGCAAUGAAACUAUUAGUUUACGGAGCCGAGACUAGCAGGAUCAGGUGCGUGUGGGCUCGUGGUCACUGACUGGCCGGCUAGUCAAGCCCAGGAGUCAGCAGAAGAAUCUGCUCAGCCUGUCCCAUCCUGGUCUCCUUUCUGCCAAAGAUCCGAGGGCCUGCAAACUCUGCCCACUGGGUGCCGCAUGCUCAGACCCUCGCUGCACUUCUCCUUCAUUGCCAGUCUUCUGCCAAGCCCGCAAGGUUUAGAAUUAGUGACAGUCCCAGGCUGUUUCAAUGGGGUUUGACUUUGAGGCAGCCGACCCAAGGGAGAAUCCGAAACUUCCAGCAUGAGUCUGCCCCAUUGUUUUAAAAUCAAGCUCCCUCCCGGUGCCCGGAGCCUUGCUGGCCUCCCCUGUUGCAAGAUGAAGUCCUCACCCAGAGCCACAUCUCCGCGCUUUCUCAUCCUCACGAGCAUUUGGAAACCAGGGGCCACUUUUCUUCCGAAUACGAAGAUAAGACUAUGCAUUAUGAGCCCUCAUCACCAGGAGCACCUCCAACUUUGUGUACGUGAUGGGUGCUCAGCCGCGGUCAGCGAGCAGAGAAACAGGCCCGCGGUGUUUCUACAUCCCCUGCCCCCAUAUGCAAAGUUUCGGUUUCCCUCACAUUUUUGCCCUCGUGUGUUCUGAUUUUUCAUAUUGUCUGUAGGCUCACGCAGCCCGCAGCUUACAUGUGUGCUUUUUUCUAUGAAAAAUGAUGUAUUUUACUACUUGCUACAUACAAAGGUUUAUUGUCAAUUGUUUGUGUGCUUUGCAUGAACAGGGACCACGUUGCUGUUAUUUCAAUAAAACUGGUUUGAUUUCUUAAACAUUCCUGUGACUUAACUUUUAUGGACACAUCUGCAACGUCUCUGAAGCUGUGGAAUCGCAGGCCGGGCAUGGGUCCAGAACCUCUCGGAGGCCUUGCCCUGACGGUCACCCGCCCCUUGGAGUGAAGGGGGGUGGAAGUCAAAAUGCAGACUCUGCUCCCGUUGCUCUGGGACUUAAAAACUGAAAUUAAUUUUUCUCUCCAUUCUGGAGCAGGGCCCAACCCACUGAGUU